Colias croceus (clouded yellow) is the source of this 875-nucleotide messenger RNA. Its product is annotated as protein Abitram. Lineage: Eukaryota; Metazoa; Arthropoda; Insecta; Lepidoptera; Pieridae. The transcript is spliced from 2 exons. Gene Ontology annotation, molecular function: actin filament binding; actin monomer binding. Gene Ontology annotation, cellular component: filopodium tip; dendrite; nucleus. Bases 307 to 849 code for a protein of 180 amino acids. The record is from RefSeq and is a predicted model, not a curated record. Gene Ontology annotation, biological process: regulation of filopodium assembly; regulation of actin filament polymerization; dendrite morphogenesis.
GUUUUGACAACUGAUUUUACUGACAUUGACUUAUAAGAUUUGAUAAAAAUAAAACCCAAAAACUACCUCGAUAAUUUUUGUGUCGAACAACAUUCCUUCUUGAAAUUCGUUGGUUAUUGUAAUGAUUACGAUCGUGAUAUGAGAAAGUGUCUUAAAGCUGAGAGGCUGCAACGACAAAAACAAAAUUAUGAAGAGUCUAAGAUAAAACACGCAGCAAUUCGAGCUAGAAUAUUAGCACAACAAGAUAGAGAAAAGAACAUCUAAAUAUUCUUUAAAAACUCAGUUUUCUUGUAUUCACAUUUCACAAUGGUUUCUAACAUCUUGGAGUCCAUAGAUGCGGAUAGCAUUAUCAAUCAUAAGUCAUUUACAGAUAGAUAUUUUGCCAAAAGGUUUAUUGUAAAUUUCAAUGGUAUUAAGAAUAAUGACAUUAUGUUAAUGUUUCAUUCAAACAGAAUUGCUUUAUUAUGUCUUGCACCAAGCCAUUUCUUUUUUAAAAGUAAUAAAAAAUAUAAGCUGAACUUUUCAGUGGGCAAUGUUGAUAGGCUCAGUAAUUCUGUGAAAGGGAAAAGUAAGAAAGGUGGACAGAUGCUGACUCCUAAAUCUAUAAUUUGUAAAAUUGAGUAUGAAGAUGGUUCUGGCAUUGAUGUACCAUGUUGUAUGAAGAGUACUCUUAUAGAAGUCAAUGAAGAGUUAGUUGUGAAUCCAGAAUUAUUAAAGAAAAAGCCGGAUGCUGAUGGAUUUAUUGCUAUCAUGUUGUCAAGUAUUGCAAUAUCUGAUGCAACAAAAAAAGAACUUCUGACAUAUGAAGAUUAUGUAAAAAUAGUUAAUGAUAAUGCUAGUAGUACUUAAUUAGAUAAUAAAUUAUUUCAUUUGAA